Messenger RNA from Fusarium pseudograminearum CS3096, 2694 nucleotides. RefSeq lists its product as uncharacterized. Bases 1 to 2694 code for a protein of 897 amino acids. Gene Ontology annotation, molecular function: calcium-activated cation channel activity. The record is from RefSeq and is a predicted model, not a curated record. NCBI's taxonomy places the organism in Eukaryota, Fungi, Ascomycota, Sordariomycetes, Hypocreales, Nectriaceae. Gene Ontology annotation, cellular component: plasma membrane. The transcript is spliced from 5 exons.
AUGGGAAACUUUAUCAGUUGGUUGGAGGACAACCUCCCCGACCCCAAAAGCACAAAGGGCAAUGCUGGCGAGGCCAGAGGACCUCAGCCCAAGUCCGUGUCGAGCAUGGUCUCGACUCUAGUCCCCGUCCUCGUUGCGUCGGCGGCCUACAUCCUCAUCUUUCUCAUAUUGCGUAAAUCCAAUAGGCGUUUCUAUGCGCCCAGAACCUAUCUGGGCUCGCUGCGAGAACACGAACGGAGUCCUGCAUUGCCAGGUGGUUGGUUUGGCUGGAUCGGUACUUUUUGGAAAAUCCCCGAUGCCUACGCCCUCCAACACCAGAGUCUUGACGCCUACCUGUUUAUCCGAUUCCUUCGCAUCUGCUGCACCAUCUGCUUCGUCAGUCUUUGCAUCACAUGGCCCGUCCUUUUCCCCGUCAACGCCACUGGCGGCAACGGAAAGAGCGAGCUUGAGCUUCUCUCCUACAGCAACAUCAAUAUCCAGAGUUCAAAGGAGAGGAACAGGCUGUACGCCCACUGCUUCGUCGCCUGGAUCGUCUAUGGCUUCGUCAUGUACACCAUCAUGCGCGAGUGUCUCUUCUACGUGAGCGUGAGACAGGCUUUCUUGCUCACUCCUCAGUACGCCAAGCGCAUUUCGUCUCGCACUGUUCUCUUCACUUCGGUCCCCAAGGAUUAUCUUGACGAGGCUCGCAUCCGUACUCUCUUCAACGAUUCGGUCAAGAACGUUUGGAUCCCUGGUGAGACCAAGGAAGUGGACGAGAUUAUUGAGGAGCGUGACGAGGUCGCCAUGAAGCUCGAAAAGGGAGAGGUGAAGCUGCUCAAGCUGUGCAACAAGGAACGCAUCAAGUCUAUGAAGAAGUCUGGCGCCGAGGCAGAGAAGCAAAACUCAGGCCCAACCGACCCCGAGACUGGUGACCUCGCUGCUCGCUGGAUUCCCCAGAAGAAGCGACCUUCUCACCGCACUGGCCCUCUUGGACUUAUUGGCAAAAAGGUUGAUACCAUCGAAUGGGGCCGUGAGGAGCUCAAGACUCUCAUCCCCAAGGCUGAUGAGGCCCAGGCCAACUGGCUCGCUGGCAACUACGAGAAGCACUCUGCUGUCUUUGUUGAAUUCUACACCCAAUCUGAUGCUCAGGCUGCUUUCCAGACUACCACUCACCACCAUGCCCUCCACAUGGCACCCCGACACAUUGGCGUCAAGCCUGACGAGGUUGUCUGGAACAGUCUCAAGUUCCCUUGGUGGCAGAUUGUCAUCCGCCGAUACAUCAUCGCCGCCCUUAUUGCUGUUCUCAUCAUCUUCUGGGCCAUUCCUGUUGCUAUUGUUGGUAUUAUCGCCCAAGUCAACACCAUCAAGACUCUUCCCGGUCUUACUUGGAUCGAGAGUAUCCCUAGCGUCAUUCUCGGUGUCGUCUCUGGUCUUUUGCCUUCUGUUGCUCUGUCCAUCCUUAUGGCCAUGGUUCCUAUUUUCAUGCGUGUUUGCGCCAAGCAGGCCGGUUGUGUUUCCAUCUCACAGGCUGAGCUCUACACGCAAAACACCUACUUCGUCUUCCUGGUUCUCCAGGUUUUCCUCGUCCAGACACUUGCCAACAGUUUCGUUUCGUCUAUUGUCACCAUCGUCCAGGAUCCCAGCCAGGUCUUCACCAUGCUGUCAUCCUCUAUCCCUACUGCGUCCAACUUUUACAUCUCCUACUUUAUUGUUCAAGGUCUGGGUAUCGCUACCAGCGUCCUGACUCAAGUCGUCGGCUGCGUCAUCUUCAACCUUCUGUACAAGUUCCUUGCCAGCACCCCCCGAGCCAUGUACAACAAGUGGACCACACUCAGCGCCCUUACUUGGGGAAGUCUUAUGCCUGUUUACACCAACAUUGCUGUCAUUAGCAUUGUCUACGCUGUUAUCGCCCCUCUCAUGCUUUUCUGGUCGACUCUCGGUAUGGCUCUGUUCUACCUUGCCUACCGUUACAACAUUCUCUUUGUCACCGAGACCAAGAUUGACACUCGAGGCCUUAUUUACCCUCGAGCUUUGAAGCAGCUCUUUGUCGGUGUUUAUCUCGCCGAGAUCUGCCUCAUCGGAAUGUUUAUUGUCUCCAAGGCUGCAGGCCCUGCUGUUCUGAUGGUCAUUUUCCUUAUCUUCAGUAUCUUGUUCCAUGUUACCAUGGCCAAGGCUCUCAACCCUCUCCUCUACAACCUGCCCCGUUCUCUCGAGGUUGAGGAGGAGCGAAUUCAGCAAAGCGCCCAGGGUUCCGAGCUUGAGGAUGGACAGGUUUUGAACAACAAUGGCGUCACCAACGGUACCACCAACGGCAAGGAGAACGGCGAUGCCAAGUCAACCCGCGUCGGCAAGUUCGUGCCAGGUGGAGCUGGUGGUGUUCAGAAGAAGGGUAACUUCUUCUCCAAGUGGCUCAAGCCCUGGAUCUACGCCGAUUACGCCACCAUGCGCCAGCUUGUGCCCCACGAGAGCACCAUGGGACUCGACUACACUGAGCAGGUUGAGCGAGACGCUUACUUCCCACCCUCAAUCACGAGCGAGACUCCCAUCUUGUGGAUUCCCGCCGACCCUGCUGGUAUCUCAAAGCAGGAGGUGUUGCACACAAGCAAGGUAAUCCCCAUCUCAGAUGAGGGUUGCACACUGAACGACAAGAACCACAUCGAGUGGGACACAGAGGGCGCACGACCUCCUAUCUGGACCGAGAAGAUUUACUACUAA